AUGCUGUUCUAUGCAUCAGAAGUAGGGGUUAUCCUGGGUCUCGAACAUAUGCAUAAUCGUUAUGUGGUUUACCGGGACUUGAAGCCCGCCAACAUACUUUUGGAUGAGAAUGGCCACGUUAGAGUGUCGGAUCUCGGUCUUGCUUGCGAUUAUUCGAAAAAGAAACCCCAUGCCAGCGUAGGAACUCAUGGUUACAUGGCACCGGAAGUGCUCGCAAAAGGAGUCGCCUACGAUUCCUCGGCUGACUGGUUCUCUCUCGGUUGUAUGCUUUACAAAUUGCUCAAGGGUCAUUCGCCGUUCCGACAGCACAAAAGCAAGGACAAAAAUGAGAUUGACAAAAUGACAUUAACACAAGAUAUUGAGCUGCCUAAUGAGGGAUUGUCACACGAGUGUCGCGACCUUUUGGAAGGACUGCUUAAGCGAGAUGUGCCGGAUAGGCUUGGAUGCAAAGGGAGAGGGUAA
Strongylus vulgaris is the source of this 462-nucleotide messenger RNA. The record is from the annotation of a GenBank genome assembly. Lineage: Eukaryota; Metazoa; Nematoda; Chromadorea; Rhabditida; Strongylidae.